GCGCGCACAAACGAAGAACUGAACCUCAGCGUGCUGCAACGACACGAUCCUUCGGUCCACCAAAUCCUCUCAGUCGCUCCAUUCGCAGUCGUCUACACUUUCAAUCCAGCCUCGUCGAGUUGGGAGAAGCAGGGAACUGAGGGCACAUUAUUCGUCUGUUCGCUUCUACCGCCGGUUGGGGGUCCCCAAGUUGAGCGAUACAGUUGCAUUGUUCUCAAUCGUCGCGGUCUCGAGAACUUCUCUAGUGAACUGUUCUCCGCCGAGUCGGUCCAAGUAACAGACGACUAUGUCAUCUUGCAGGUCGAAGGAGAAGAUGGAAGUGCAAACAUCUAUGGUCUCUGGAUCUUU
Messenger RNA from Aureobasidium melanogenum CBS 110374, 348 nucleotides. Its product is annotated as PH domain-like protein. Gene Ontology annotation, molecular function: enzyme activator activity; mRNA binding. The annotation marks the transcript as partial. The transcript has a single exon. NCBI's taxonomy places the organism in Eukaryota, Fungi, Ascomycota, Dothideomycetes, Dothideales, Saccotheciaceae. Gene Ontology annotation, biological process: deadenylation-dependent decapping of nuclear-transcribed mRNA; positive regulation of catalytic activity; deadenylation-independent decapping of nuclear-transcribed mRNA. Gene Ontology annotation, cellular component: P-body. The record is from RefSeq and is a predicted model, not a curated record.